AUGGUUCCAAAGAAAAAAGAAGCAAGUGGGGUCGGAAAUGGGAAUGGGAAUGGCUUCGCUCCCUCCCUCCUUAUUUUCUUUUCUUUCUUCAACGGAAAUGGGAAUGGCUUCGCUUCUUCUCUCCUGAAAGGGGAAUCUUGUAGCUUUUUGUUCUUCUUCCACAUAAUUUUGAGUUGUCAGCAUGGGUUUUGUUCAAACGAGAUCCAACUGGCAUUAUUUCGUUCUAGGUUAUGCGAAUUGACAUCUGGUGCGGAUAGUCUCCGUCUAAGACCGCUGGUUGACCUCACAAGCUGUGCACUUGCCCGCAUGAUAGAAGGAACAUCUCCUGAAGAAAUACGUCACACUUUUCAUCUCCCUGAUGAUCUUACAGAGGAAAGAUGUAGUCUCUCUGAUGUUGAAAUUGGCACCGCACCUCUAUUUCCUAAUCUUGAUUUAAGAGCUGCAGUUGUAGUUGUUAAACGUGAGGAUGAUCGAAGGCUCUUUCACAAUGAUACAAUGAGAAAACAAAGAAGACAAGUCAGUGACAGAUGGUUCAUAGGAUCAAGACUUGUCAUUGUUGAUAGCUUUACAGGGUUAAUGAAAGCGAAUAACUCUCGAGUUAGAAGUGGAAAAGAAAGCUCAAGCCGAAAGAGAUAAGAUGCUGAAAAUGCAAGUGUUGUAUUCUUCAUUUCAAUUGUUAGUAUGAAACAUAGAGUAGAUUAGAUGAAUG
Molecule: messenger RNA, 709 nt
Organism: Lactuca saligna
Lineage: Eukaryota; Viridiplantae; Streptophyta; Magnoliopsida; Asterales; Asteraceae
Source: the annotation of a GenBank genome assembly